Molecule: messenger RNA, 945 nt
Organism: Fraxinus pennsylvanica
Lineage: Eukaryota; Viridiplantae; Streptophyta; Magnoliopsida; Lamiales; Oleaceae
Source: the annotation of a GenBank genome assembly
AUGAAAGCAAGAAUCCUUAGGAAACUCAAAAACAUUUCAAUAAUCGCUCAGAAACAAGACCUAGUUUUGCACCCAAAUUCAUUCUUUCAAGCAUCAACUCCUCACAAAGAACACAGCAAUGACAACCUUCCUAACUUAGUAGCCAGCAAUAUCAAUGUAUCAGGACUCGUAAACAAUGUCCCAGAAGAUGAAUUUUCAUCUGUUUCUAAUGUGGACACCGAAGAAAAGUUUCGACCCUACAUAAGAUUAACAGAUAAUGAUCAGCCCGCCUAUGAUCAGGUACAAUUAUUGUCUGAGGUUGAUCAUUUAGUGGAGAUUGGCAAAUCAGCUUGUCAACCACUAAUGGGAGAAAUCGAGGGCCAUUCUGAACUUAUCCCUGUACCUUGCUUCAAGCUGAAUGGCAUGGAAGAUUCUAGAAGCCACGAAAGAAAGGAAGAAAAUGAUGAAUUCCCAUCUAUAUCAGAGUUUGAAGAGAUGUGUCCUCCAGGUGGAACUGAUUCAGUCAUACUCUACACCACAAGCCUGAGAGGAAUCAGGAAAACAUUCGAAGACUGUAAAGCAAUCCAGUUUCUUUUGGAGAGUUUUAGAGUACUAUACUACGAGAGAGAUGUUUCGAUGCACUUGGAAUAUAGAGACGAGCUGUGGAGAGUACUCGGAGGACGAGUAGUUCCCCCGAGGCUUUUCAUCAGAGGUAGAGACAUUGGAGGGGCUGAUGCAGUCGUAGGAUUGCACGAAAAGGGAAUGCUAAGAAAACUCUUACAAGGGAUAUCCUUAACUCAAUCAAAUACUCCUUGCAAUGCUUGUGCUGGAAUGCAUUUUGUUUUAUGUUUCCACUGCAAUGGCAGUCGAAAAAUCACUCCAGAGGGGCAAGCCAAUGUGUUAUCAUCCAUAAGGUGUCCAGAUUGCAAUGAAAAUGGAUUAAUUAAGUGCACAGUUUGCAGCUAG